GUAUAUUAUUAAUUGAAUAAUUUCUGUUAUUUUAUUUCAUGAUCAAAGAAAUUUAAUAAAUGCUAAACUAAUUGCUAAAAUACCAAUACAAUAUAGGUUAUAUAUAAAUAUAUUGAAUCUCAUCUAUAUCUCAAUUAAAUAUAUAUUUAGCUUCAAAGACUUUCACACUGAUCCGGUUACGCACACAGAAAGAGAUUAAUUCAUUUUUUUUUUACGUUGUCAGUUGCAUAAAUAAGAAAUUAUUAAUUCAUUAGUUUUGAUCGUCUUACAGUACAGGCUUAAACUGAUAAUGAAACUUGAUCACGCAAUAUAUUGUCUCCUAAGGGCGAACUAUUCACAACUUAGUAAACAAUUUAUUCUAAAAUUACUUUCAUAAUCCACGAAACAGCCUCUUUACGUUUUGAUUUUUUUCAUAUUUAAUUUAAUUCGUUUCCCUUAUUUUUAUAUUGAUAUCUUUCCGUAUUCCUAAUUUUCAAAUGUGGACUUUGAAAACAGUUUUUCGGGAUUGUUUUUAUUCCAGAUAAACUGAAGUCGAUAGAAAGUAAUGUCUAUCACUGUCCAUACCGUUAUAAACUGAAGAUUUAUACGAGAAUAUCAGGUGACAUUUACAUCAAAGAAUUAUUUUAAUUCAAAUGCAUCGUCAAUAUUUACUAACUUUUGAAGAGUAAAAGAAGAUCUUAUACAGACACAUAGGCUCCUGUUUAUAUUUUUCUCUAUGAAUUAGAUUAACAUAAUUUCUAUAAUGCAUCUGAUGGAAUGUACCUGAAAUUUUUCUAAACUUGGACCGAUUUGCAAAGAAGUUAACUGCAUGAUUAGAUAGAAAGAUCACAGUUGAUAACACUACCUCAAGAAUAAAAUAUAAAAACAAAGAAAGAAAUUAUUGUAUAUUGUGCUGAAAAAGAAAAAUUAUGGAAAAUGAAUUAUAUGAGAAUCGAGUUAAAUUUAAAGAACAGUCUACACAAAUUAAUUCUCCUGAUAAGAUGUUGAAAAAGAUAGGGAAAAUAUACCACUGUGAUAUCUGUAAAAAGUCAUUCUCUCAUAAAGGUAACUUAAAUACUCACAAACGCAUUCAUACUCAAGAGAAACUGUAUCACUGUGAUAUCUGUGGUAAUUCUUUCUCUCAAAGAAGUACCUUAACUAACCACAAAUAUAUUCAUACAGGAGAGAAGCCAUAUCACUGUAAUAUCUGUGAUAUUUCAUUCUCUCAUACAAGUAAUUUAGCUAUGCACAACAAACAUAUUCACAAGGGAGAGAAACGAUAUCAUUGUGAUAUAUGUGGUAAGUCCUUCAUUCGAACAACUAAGUUAACUGUUCACAAACGUAUUCAUACAGGAGAAAAACCAUAUCAAUGUGAUAUCUGUGAUAUUUCAUUCUCUCAUAGAAAUAAUUUAGCUAUGCACAACAAACAUAUUCACAAGGGAGAGAAACGAUAUCAUUGUGAUAUAUGUGGCAAGUCCUUCGUUCGAACAACUGAGUUAACUGUUCACAAACGUAUUCAUACAGGAGAAAAACCAUAUCAGUGUGAUAUCUGUGGCAAAUCAUUCUCUGCAGGAGGUAACUUAACCAGACAUAGGCAUAUUCAUAGAGAAGAGAAGCCAUAUCACUGUGAUAUCUGUGGUAAAUUAUUCUCUGAACAAAGUACAUUAACUAUGCAUAAGAGACAUAUUCAUACAGGAGAGAGUCCAUUUAGCUGUGAUAUCUGUGGUAAAUCAUUCUCGGCAAAAAAUGCCUUAACUACUCAUAAGCGUAUUCAUACAGGUGAGAAGCCAUAUUGCUGUGAUAUCUGUGGUAUAUCAUUUGCUGUAACAGGUCAGUUAACUACUCACAAGUAUACUCAUACAGGAGAGAAACCUUAUGACUGUGAUAUCUGUGGUAAAUCAUUCUCUGCAAGAUGUAACGUAAAUACUCAUAAACGCAUUCAUACAGGAGAGAAGCCGUAUCACUGUGAUAUUUGUGGUAAGUCGUUCUCUGGAAAUUGUGUUUUAACCAAACACAAACGCAUUCAUACAGGAGAGAAGCCAUAUCACUGUGAUAUCUGCAGUAAAUCAUUCUCUCAAAGAUAUACCUUAACAAGCCACAUGCAGAUCCACACAGGAGAGAAACCAUAUCAAUGUGACAUCUGUGGUAAAUCAUUUUCUCGUGGAAGCACCUUAACUACACACAACAGACAUAUUCAUAAAGGAGAGAAACGAUAUCAUUGUGAUAUUUGUAGUAAGUCUUUCUGCCAGAAAACUGAGUUAACUACUCACAAACGUAUUCAUACAGGAGAAAAACCAUAUCACUGUGAUAUCUGUGGUAUAUCCUUCUCUACAAGGAGUAACUUAACUAGACACGGAUCUAUUCAUACAGGAGAGAAGCCAUAUCACUGUGAUAUCUGUGGUAAAUCAUUCUCUGAACGAGGUACUUUAACUAAACACAACAGACAUAUCCAUACAGGAGAUAAUACAUAUCUCUGUAAUACCUGUGGUAAAUCAUUCCCAGCAAGAAGUAACUUGACUACUCAUCAACGCAUUCAUACGGGUGAGAAGCCAUACCACUGCGAUAUCUGUGGUAAAUUAUUCUCUGUAAUAGGCAACUUAACUGCUCACAAAUAUAUUCAUACAGGGGAGAAGCCCUAUCAGUGUGAUAUCUGUGGUAAAUCAUUCUCUGCAAGAUGUAACUUAAAUACUCACAAACGCAUUCAUACAGGAGAUAAGCCAUACCACUGUGACAUCUGCGGUAAACCAUUCACUGGGAGGGGUGACUUAACUAAACACAAACGCAUUCAUUCAUGAGAUGUACUACAUUACUGCAAUAUCUGUAGUAAAUCAUUUUUUUUAAAUGUCAUGUAACUACAUUAUUUUAUUCAUACAGAAUGAUGGUAUUAAUUUCAACUCUGUUUAUGAUAAAGAAAAUAUCUCAUAAAACCAUAAAUAUAUUCACUCGGAAAACGAUAUAACUGUAUAACAACUUCCGUGUACCAUAUUUCAUCCAACCACAUCUUUAUCUACAUUGAUGAAAUAAUUUUCCACUAUGUGUGUGUACAUGUGUUUAGAUAUGUUUGUUUUUACACUGACUCCAGUGGCAUAGCAUUUUUGCCCCAUAAACAAAAUACCCAGCAGCUAUUCUGUGUACAGAGACAUGGAACAAAGUACUUUUCUUGGAAAGAUAGGUAUGUCUGUAUGGAACACUGCCUUGAAAAAAAUCUCCUCCAACCCAUGGUAGCAUACAAUAACCCCCACUAAAAAUGGUGAUAAUAUAUGUGUAUGUGCUUUUCUCAACUUGUCUUCACACGGACAUCACUUGGGUAGUAACGAUGUUUUUGUCUCACAUACCUUCAAUAGCUUGGCAUCUUAUGCACAUUCUCAUUUAAAUUUUAUUUAAAGACUAUUGCUGUUGGUAUUAUCUAUAUAACUUCAUGAUUUCAUUUAUUUAUAAGCUGAUCACUUCAUGUCUACAAUAUUCUGUUGAAUGUGAAUUUGCAAGCAUCAAUGUAGCCUUCAGUUUAAUGUAAAUGCAAAGGAGAUAUUUGUGAAUUGUCUUCUGUUUUAAAGUCUGUUCUCCAUGCUGGUUUCAGUUGACAUGUCUUUUAUACAUAUUUAAUCAAUCUUUUCUCAUUUCAACUGUAAAAACCAGAAUUCUGUGUUCUGGCCUUAUCAUUUUUUGUUAAUAUUUUUAAUAACCUGGAAUCGAAAUAAAGCUUUGUUCUUCAA
Octopus bimaculoides (California two-spot octopus) is the source of this 3692-nucleotide messenger RNA. RefSeq lists its product as uncharacterized. Gene Ontology annotation, cellular component: nucleus. Gene Ontology annotation, molecular function: DNA-binding transcription factor activity, RNA polymerase II-specific; RNA polymerase II transcription regulatory region sequence-specific DNA binding. NCBI's taxonomy places the organism in Eukaryota, Metazoa, Mollusca, Cephalopoda, Octopoda, Octopodidae. Gene Ontology annotation, biological process: regulation of transcription by RNA polymerase II. The record is from RefSeq and is a predicted model, not a curated record.